Molecule: messenger RNA, 2757 nt
Organism: Raphanus sativus (radish)
Lineage: Eukaryota; Viridiplantae; Streptophyta; Magnoliopsida; Brassicales; Brassicaceae
Product: disease resistance protein RPS4
Exons: 4
Coding region: 14-2647 (877 amino acids)
Biological process (GO): defense response
Molecular function (GO): ADP binding
Source: RefSeq, a predicted model, not a curated record
ACGAAAUAUUUUCAUGAAUGAGCUGUUGAGAGAUGAUAAUCUGAAUCAAGACGUCGCUGACCUCUCGCCUGAAGCAGUCAAGGCAGCCCUACUCAGUAAGAAGUCUCUUGUUGUCCUUGAUAAUGUAAGUGAGAAGAAACAGCUAGAUGUCCUCCUCGAAGACCGUGACUGGGUUGCGAGUGGUAGUAGAAUCGUUAUCACAACUAGUGACAAGUCGGUGAUCGAGGGGAUAGUUGAUGACACCUACGAGGUUCCGAGACUGAGUGGCAGAGACAGCUUUCAGUACUUCAACUAUUUUGCCUUUGGUAGUAAGGACUAUACUCCGGAGGGUAACUUCAUGAAGCUUUCUAGACAGUUUGUGGAUUAUGCCAACGGCAACCCAUUCGCUCUCAAUAGAUUGGGUGUUGAUCUUCAUGGAAAAAACGAGGCUCACUGGAGAGAAAAACUUCGCGACCUGGAAGAAAAUCCCCAUAAGGCCAUACAAGAUUUCUUGAAGAUAAGCUAUGAUGGACUAGAGAAGCUUCAAAAAGAUGUAUUUCUCGAUAUCGCUUGUUUCUUUAGAUCAGGGGAUGAGUCCCACGUGAAAUGUUUAGUGGAGGAGUCUUGUGACACUGAGUCCAAUAUUGCUGGUGUGAGUGGGAUAAAGGAUCUUGCCGGUAAAUUUUUUAUUAACAUUUCUGGCGGACGAGUGGAGAUGCAUGAUAUACUGUAUACAUUUGGCAAGGAACUUGGUUCGAAAGGUUCACGUAGGCUGUGGAAGAACGUUAAAGACAUUAUUGAUGCGCUGAAUAACAAAACGGGAGCAGACAGUGUAAGAGGUAUUUUUCUCGACACGUCUAAACUGAAGGCACAUGCUUUACAUCGAUGUAGCUUCAGCCGAAUGCCUAAUCUUAGGUAUCUCAAAAUUUAUAAUUCUUGUUGCCAUCGAGAAUGCGAAGCUGACCGCAAACUAAACUGCCCUGACGGACUUGAAUUACCGUUGGAUAAAUUAAGAUAUUACUAUUGGCUUAAAUUCCCUUUGAGGAAACUUCCAGAAGACUUCAACCCCAAGAAUCUCACCGACCUUAACCUGCCUUACAGCGAGAUUGAAGAGCUGUGGGAGGGUCUUAAGGAUACACCAAAGCUAAGAUGGGUUGAUCUUAGCCACUCAAGAAAGUUAUACAAGCUGUCAGGGUUACAAAAUGCCGAGAGACUCAAAAAGUUGAAUCUUGAAGGGUGCACGAGUUUGGAGGAAUUGCCCCAGGAGCUGAAACGUAUGCAACGUCUUAUUUUCCUCAACAUGAGAGGAUGCACGAGUCUCCGGGUUCUUCCACCUAUGAAUCUCAUCUCUCUGGAAAUUCUCAUCCUCACCAACUGCUCAAGUCUUAAGGAAUUCCGGGUGAUUUCGGAUAAUCUUGAAACUCUAAACUUAGAUGGAACUAACAUAAGUCAACUUCCUGAAAGCAUGGUGAAGCUCCAGAGACUGAUUGUAUUGAACUUGAAAAAAUGCAAAGAGUUGGUGGCAGUUCCAGAAAGCCUGGGGAAGUUGAAAGCUCUGCAAGAACUGGUGCUAUCUGGUUGUUCAAACCUCAAGACUUUUCCAAUCCGCAUUGAGAACAUGAAAAGCUUGCAGAUAUUGUUGCUCGAUGGGACAGAGUUCAGUGCCUUAAAAGUGGAAGACUUACCUGAACUAAGACGUGGUAUGAACGGCCUAUCCUCAGUACAGCGUCUAUACUUGAGCGGGAACGAUGUGAUCACCAAUCUGCAUACUGGCAUCAGUCAACUAAAUCAUCUGAAAUUGCUUGACCUGAAGGGCUGCAAGAAUCUCACAUCCAUUCCAUUACUUCCGCCAAAUCUAGAGAUUCUAGAUGCAUAUGGCUGCGAGAAACUGAGAACAGUCGCGUCCCCCAUGGCCCAGAUUAAGCGUGUGGAGAAGGUUCACUCUAAAUUCAUUUUCAUCAACUGCAACAGUCUUGAACAAGCGGCAAAGAAUAGCAUCACAUCAUACGCACAAAAGAAAAGCCAGCUGGAUGAGCUUAGAUCCUAUAAAGAGGGACAUGCUUCAGAAGCUUUAUUCGUUACUUCCUUUCCAGGGAGCGAAGUACCUUCAUGGUUUAGCCAUCGCACAGUCGGACGCUCAUUAGAGCUGACUCCGCCACAUUGGUGUGACAACAAUCUUUCGACAAUAGCUCUGUGCGCUGUUGUUUCAUUCCCGAAAACUGAAGAUGAAACCAAACGUUUCUCAAUAAAGUGCACUUGUGAGUUCAAAAACAAACUUGGGACAUGUACACGUUUCAGCUGCAUUCUUGGUGGAGGCUGGAGUGAACCGCGCAAGAUCGAUUCAGAGCAUGUGUUUAUCGGUUACGCAUGUUGCUCCCACGUUAAAAAUCAUGUACAAGGUUCGCGAGAACAUCAGAGAUGCGUUCCUACGGACGCGUCAAUCGAAUUCGAGGUGAUAGGUGGUGCAGGUGCAGGUGAGAUUGUUAAUUGUGGUUUGAGUUUCGUGUACGAGGAACCAAACCAUGUCGUUGUUGAAGACCGUAAUGGAACUUCUUCAGUUGGAAAGAGUAUACGGUACUCUGCUUCUCGGUUUUGGUUCAUUGUUUUGACGUUUUUGUGUGUUUUAUGCAUUUCGGGUUUUAGGUUUGCUAGAAAUUUUUUUCACUAAAUAAUUGUAUAUUCUGGGUCAUCACUAAAUUUACUGUUUUGUAUAUGUAAAGUAUAAACUUUCUAUAGUGAAAUUUGUGACUUGAUUCACACCAGGUAACAAUCUUCUUA